AAUUGGUAUUACCUGAUGACUUGAAGGAUUUAAGUGAUAAUACUAGUUCGACUCCAGCGAAAAAAGUGCCAGCAAGAAGAACCCGAAGAACUAUCAAAAAUGUUCAGCAAGAGGAAAAUUUAGCAUCGACUCCAGCGAAAAAAGCGCUAGCAAGAAGAACCCGAAGAACCAUCCAAAAUCAAGAGGAAGAUUCAGCAUCAACUCCAGUGAAAAGGGCAUUAGAAAGUACAAGAACCCAAAAAACAAACCAAAGGCAAAAUAUCCAACAAGAGGAGAAUAUAGGAACGAAUCGAAAAAUAAGUCCAGCUUUUGCGCAAGAAUUAUUAAAAGGUUUUUCAUCAAGUGACGAUGAUAAUAAUGAUUUCGAUGCUUUAGGUUUAUCAUCUCCUGCGAAAGAACAAUGGAAGAAAUCUGAGCCAUAUGAUUUAUUGGAUAAUGAACCUACUACAGUUCAAGAUUGUAAUAUCAUAAAAUCAUUACCAAACUCUUUUACAUUGUUAACUAAUAAUAAAAAUAAUCAUAUACAGGCUACUAUACCUAAUAUUUUACAAAAAAUAGCGUCUCGAAAGACAAAUGAAGAAAUACAACAUAAAGCUGAAGAUAUUGAAAUCAAUUUAAAUUUACAACAAAAGCGACCAACACAAUUUCAAAAUAUGUCUAAUGAUUUCAAAAUUGCUCAUUGGACAACUUUAACAUCCUUAUCAAGGCAACAAAUUUCCAUCGAAAAUGUAUUAUCGCCACCAGAAAUUGAACAGGAACUGGUCAUACAAGUAUACAAAAUCGCUAAAACUGAUUAUAGAUUAAAUUCAUUAACUAAAGAUGUUGCUGGCUGGUUCAACACAUAUCGCUAUAAGUUUCACAUUUCCAUUGUGAAAUUUGCAAACGAAUUUAAAAUAGCAUAUGAACAAGAACCAUAUGACGAAUUAAAUGAAUUUAUUACUGAAGAUGUAUGGAGACAA
Messenger RNA from Funneliformis caledonium, 959 nucleotides. The record is from the annotation of a GenBank genome assembly. Lineage: Eukaryota; Fungi; Glomeromycota; Glomeromycetes; Glomerales; Glomeraceae.